GUCACACUCACACAAACCCAUCUUAAACGAAUUUUAAAGUCUUUUUGCACAAACAUGUCGGAAAACAAACGCAUUAAAACUGAACCUUACUUCUCAGACGACUCUGAAUGCACCUCGUACGCCCUACAAGGUCAAAAUAUUAAAAUUGAAAGUGAGCCAUACCCAUAUGAUGUUUAUCAAUUUGUGAAACCGGAAGAGGAAGCGUCUAAAAAUCCAGAAUAUACUCCUCCUGCCAUUGCAAUUAAACAAGAACCUUUAGAAAUAAUAUCCGAACCUCCGCCCUUUCUGGCCCUUAAAUGUAUUGGCUGUACGGAAACAUUUAACAACGACAAAUUGUUGCGACAACAUUUUCUUCAACAGCAUGCUCGAACAAAUGAUCAUCAACAGAUCAACUUGCCAAAGUUGGAAAUCAUUGAUGUACCUGAACUAGGCAGAUAUAAAGAAGAAGUCUUAAACAACGAUGAGGUGGUUUCGCAACCUUUUCUUCAUGAUGUCCAACAAAUCACCUUGCCCAAAUUGGAAAUCAAUGAUGUACCUGAAAAGGGUGAAGAGGGAUGCGAAGAAACCUUUAACAAUGGAGAAGAGUUGAACGAAAUCAUGGGGGAUCAUAACAAAAAUCCCAUUGAUGACGAUGAUGACGAAGACAUGAUGAACAUGGAAGAGGACGAGGAGGAGGAGGAUACUGAUGAUGCUGAAGACAACGAAAGCGAUUCAAAUGGAAUUCGGCGAAAAUUCAGAGAACCGCCUCUAAUUGCCCGCCUACGCUCACAACCGGCCAAUUGGCAGCCAAUUAUGAACUGUACCGAAUGUCCAGAGACCUUUACGGAAUAUUGUCUGUUGAGCCAGCAUUUCACCCAGGCACAUCUAAACCGUGAUUUUCACAUAAUUUGUUGUGAGCGUAAAUUUUCCACACAACGACACAUUGAAGAACACUUCAGUCUGCAUCGUGACCCCAAUCAGUUUAAAUGUAAAAAAUGUGGCCGAUAUUACACGUCUAGAGAGGGGGUGAUGACUCAUAUGAAACGAUUCCAUACAUCGUCUGUGGAAAAGGAGUUUGCUUGCAAAAAAUGCAGUCAAAGUUUUACCACACAAAGAGGUCUGAAUUUACAUGACAACGUGGUGCAUCAAACGUCAGUGGCACGACCCCAACCCACAGUGACCGUAAUGGAAAAUGGCCAAACAAUAUAUGGCUGCAAACACUGCGGUUAUACCUGUGAUAGUAAACGAAAAUUUUCCAAUCAUUGGUCCCAUGUUCAUCGCCAGGUGCCAGGCUAUAAAUGUCAGAAGUGUGGUAAAGUUGAUAGAAUCGAUGCCCUGCGCAAACAUCUCAGAACCCAUUCGACCAAUUUGAAAUGCCCCGCCUGUGGUAAACAGUGUAAACGAAAGAAUGAUCUAACAUGUCACAUUACCACCAAACAUAGCGCCAAUAAAGAAGAGAUCCUCAAAAAACUAUUGGAAACCGAAGAACCGCUUCCAGAGGCCAUAAAUAUCAUCAAAACCGGAGAUUUCAUUUGUAAUUACUGUAAUCAUGUAAGCGAUAGUGUGGAUGCUUUACUUUUGCACAUCGAGGAGAGUCACAAGCGGGAGCACAAAUGCCAUUUGUGUAAUAUGGCGUUUCGUGUCAGACGUGGUCUCAUUUGCCAUCUAAAUCGACACAAAGGGGAUGGCAACACUAAACCUAAUGUUGCUGCUGACGAUAACGAUGAUGUAUCUCAAUCGAAUUCCCCCACGACUCAGACCACAUUAAAGGAGAACUCAUCAAAACCCCAGCAACUACAUUUCUAGAACUUGCAAUUUAAAUAUAUGCUUCAAAAGAACAAAAUAUUACUAAAACAAUAACCAACGCAUGGGCUGUGAUGUUGGAUCGAAUGAUCCCAGAACAGCGAUUAUUAAGUGAACAAUUUAUUUCUGAAAUAUUGUAUGAGGGACAGAUGGGCACGCUCCACAGAAAUUCUCAAACACUGAAUACUGAACAAAGACAUAUCAAGAUCAUGAACUCCACGCCUUUGCCAAAGUAGCUCCAGUGCCACCGAGAUAUAUUCAGAAGAAUCUUCAUCACAACUUUCUACUUUUUCUACCAAUUUCUCACAUACUGACUAAAUAGUAGAUAUGUAAAUAUCUCAAAAAAAAAAAAAUAAUAAAUAAAUAAAUAAAAUAAAAUAAAAUGAACUGAUUUA
Musca domestica (house fly) is the source of this 2177-nucleotide messenger RNA. Its product is annotated as zinc finger protein 260. The transcript has 3 exons. The record is from RefSeq and is a predicted model, not a curated record. The coding region runs from base 55 to 1785 and encodes 576 amino acids. Lineage: Eukaryota; Metazoa; Arthropoda; Insecta; Diptera; Muscidae.